AUGAAAACGACGAAUUCAAUUAAACAGCCAUCGGUACCGUUUCGAGCUCGAUUAGCUGGUGUAUCCUUGAUUAUCGCAUGUGGACUGUUCAUAUUCAGUAACGUUUACGUCCGAUGGAGCACGUUUCCGUUCAAUUAUCGAAAUUUCAAUUCGGUUUACAGUGGCCUAUGGCGUCGGAAUGUCAUCUACGGUACUCGAGUAGUAUCAUUCAAAAUCAAAUGUUCCAUGGAGAGAAAAUCUUGUGUAAAUCUCAUCAUCGCACGAAUUUUUAUGGUUUUGGCUUGUAUUACCUCGGGAAUGGGAGGCAUAUGUCUUUCAUAUCUGCCUUCAUCGAAAGCGAAACAGCGGUCACUGGUCUACAUAAUUGGAUUAAUCUUGGCCUUUCUUUCAUUCGGGUAUGGUCUAGUCGGCUUUCUCUCUGGAAUUAUUUGGAUUGCUCAAUUCGAACGCGAUGCUAUUGGUAGUGCAGCAAUUUGCGCUUUAAUUGGUUCACUUCUUUCACUUACUAGUGCCAUUUGUGCUUUUUUUAUUAAUUCAAAUAAAUCGACAUAA
Adineta ricciae is the source of this 552-nucleotide messenger RNA. The record is from the annotation of a GenBank genome assembly. NCBI's taxonomy places the organism in Eukaryota, Metazoa, Rotifera, Eurotatoria, Adinetida, Adinetidae.